Peronospora belbahrii is the source of this 939-nucleotide messenger RNA. Lineage: Eukaryota; Oomycota; Peronosporomycetes; Peronosporales; Peronosporaceae. The record is from the annotation of a GenBank genome assembly.
AUGUCUUCGAAUCCUCCAUCCCGUAAAGGCCCAGGUUCCUCCCAAGCACCGAUCGACACUCCUCUCCAGGUGCCUGGGCCAAGGAAGUCUACCGUGGUUCCUUCUGAGGUCGUAGGUGGCGAGGGUCUCCCAGACGUGGAUUGCCCUCAGUCGGCCUCUAGCUCCUCUGCUGUGGUGGACCCCGUGGGGACAGUCGCCUAUGUCUCGCCCGUUGUUCCGUCGAGUGCUCUUCCGGCUACGAUGGGCGGUAGUAGCCAGGCCUCAGGCGCUCGCGAUUUGCAAGAUCGUCUAGAUGCAUAUAGCCGAAGACUUGAGGCGUGCGAAGGUCGACCUACCACCGUCCUCACCCCCGACGCCUACUGGAUCACCCUGUGUGAGCUACUUGAAAGAGAGCUGCAAGACACCCGCCGCCUCGUGGUUCAGUUACGCGAAGAUCACCAGCAAGAGAGAUCACUGGCGGAGCAUUUGCGGUGGCGGAUGGACUACCACCAGAGCCGCUACGCUCUCAUGAUGGCGGAGUUGGAUCACGAGGAUUUCUUCACGAGUCCCUUACAGGAUCUCGCGGCUCCUCCCGUGACUGCUCCCGCAGUACCUCCCACCGCGGUGACGGGUAAGCGACAUUUCCCGGCCAAGGCGACCGCUAAGGUCCCCAAGGCCGCCAAGUCAAGUACCCCCAGCACUCCCGCUUCGUCGGCGCCCAAGUCGCCCCCCCAGGCUCUACCUUUGGUACCCUGUCCGGACCCGGAUGAUGACACUGCAAGUGACGACAGCGAGGUGGUUCGGACGACCUUGGCUCGAACGCGGUCUUCCCGGCGUCGUACCACGCCUACCGACCCGCCGCUCCCAGCUGUCUCCGCUGACUCUGUCUCCCGACUGGUCACUCACCCAAGUCCAGAGUUAUUCCGCGCCAUAUUUGGAUCUUCGGACUCCGAGGUCUAG